CACGCACCGCAGCCAUGGCGAACAAGGGCCCCGCGUACGGCAUGAGCCGGGACGUGCAGUCCAAGAUCGAGAAGAAGUACGACGAGGAGCUGGAGGACCGGCUCGUGGAGUGGAUCGUGGCGCAGUGCGGCUCCUCCGUGGGCCGCCCCGACCGCGGCCGCCUGGGCUUCCAGGUCUGGCUGAAGAACGGCAUCGUGCUCAGCCAGCUGGUGAACAGCCUCUACCCCGACGGCUCCAAGCCCGUCAAGAUCCCCGAGGCGCCGCCCACCAUGGUCUUCAAGCAGAUGGAGCAGAUCGCGCAGUUCCUCAAGGCGGCCGAGGACUACGGCGUCGUCAAGACAGACAUGUUCCAGACCGUGGACCUCUUCGAGGCCAAGGACAUGGCCGCGGUGCAGAGGACGCUGGUGGCCCUGGGGAGCCUCGCGGUGACCAAGAACGACGGCCACUAUCACGGGGACCCCAACUGGUUCAUGAAGAAGGCGCAGGAGCACAAGCGCGACUUCACCGAGAGCCAGCUGAAGGAGGGCAAGAACGUCAUCGGCCUACAGAUGGGCAGCAACAAGGGCGCGUCACAGGCGGGCAUGAGCUACGGGCGGCCCCGGCAGAUCAUCAGCUAGGCCGCCGGCCCGCGCCGCAGCCGACCCUCGGCCCGCGCCCCCGCCCUGCGCCCCGCGCCCCCCGCUAUUUAUUGGAAG
Molecule: messenger RNA, 695 nt
Organism: Nothoprocta perdicaria
Lineage: Eukaryota; Metazoa; Chordata; Aves; Tinamiformes; Tinamidae
Gene: TAGLN
Product: transgelin
Exons: 4
Coding region: 15-617 (200 amino acids)
Molecular function (GO): protein binding
Source: RefSeq, a predicted model, not a curated record